Platichthys flesus (European flounder) is the source of this 2221-nucleotide messenger RNA. It is a transcript of the gene sstr5, whose product is annotated as somatostatin-like receptor F_48D10.1. NCBI's taxonomy places the organism in Eukaryota, Metazoa, Chordata, Actinopteri, Pleuronectiformes, Pleuronectidae. Gene Ontology annotation, cellular component: neuron projection; membrane. Gene Ontology annotation, molecular function: neuropeptide binding; somatostatin receptor activity. Gene Ontology annotation, biological process: cellular response to glucocorticoid stimulus; regulation of insulin secretion; neuropeptide signaling pathway. Bases 124 to 1464 code for a protein of 446 amino acids. The transcript is spliced from 5 exons. The record is from RefSeq and is a predicted model, not a curated record.
UCUCUGGUGUGGGGACCUCCUGAUCUGCUCCCAAUUCAAAUCCUGGAAACUAACAGGGUAGAGGUGAAUACUUUAUUUCUAAAGCCGUGACAACAGAGACACUUUUUGUUUCUGAAAACAACAAUGGAGACAAACUGGCCUCCCCUGCCACCAGACGUCAACUCCUCUGCUCCGCCAAGCCCCUUCCUCUUUUCUUACCCGCGCCUCUUCAACAUCUCCUCCAACCUGUCCACCCAGAGCGUCCCCUUCCAGGGCAGCAGCACUCUGGUGACUGCGGUCAUAUCCCUCACCGUCUUCAUGGUGGGUCUGACCGGCAACUCUCUGGCCAUCUACGUGGUGCUGCGCUAUGCCAAGAUGAAGACGGUCACCAACAUCUACAUCCUGAACUUGGCUGUGGCCGACGAGCUCUACAUCCUCGGGCUCCCCUUCCUCACCACGCAGAAUGUGCUCUCCUAUUGGCCCUUUGGCUCGUUCCUGUGCCGGGUGGUCAUGACCGCGGACUCCAUGAACCAGUUCACGUCUAUUUUCUGUCUGACGGUCAUGUCCAUUGAUCGCUACCUGGCUGUGGUUCAUCCGAUCCGCAGCACCAAGUGGAGACAUCCCCGCGUGGCCAAGGCGGUGAGCGCAGCUGUGUGGGCCGUGUCCUUUGUGGUGGUCCUGCCGGUGGUCAUCUUCUCUGAUGUCCAGGAAACAUUUAACUCCUGCAACAUGAUCUGGCCCGAGCCGAAGGACGUGUGGUCGACAGCCUUCAUUCUCUACACUGCCACUGUGGGCUUCUUUGGACCGCUGCUGAUCAUUUGCCUGUGCUACCUACUUAUCAUCAUCAAGGUGAAGUCCUCCGGGGCCCGGGCGGGCUUUACCAAGCGGCGCCGCUCGGAGCGCAAAGUGACACGGAUGGUGGUGGUGAUCGUGGUGGUGUUUGUGCUUUGCUGGCUGCCGUUCUUCAUCAUCAACAUGGUCAACCUGGUCGUCAUCAUCCCGGAGUCCAGCUUCACGGCAGGCGUCUACUUCUUUGCGGUCAUCUUGUCCUACGCCAACUCCUGCGCCAACCCGCUGCUCUACGGCUUCCUGUCAGACAAUUUCAAACAGAGUUUCAGAAAGGUGCUUUGUUUGAAGAGGAUGAGGUGCAAGGCAAACGGCGUAGAUGAUGGCGACCCCAGCGCCCCUCGCACUGAGAAAUCCACUGCACAAGACUGCAUCCUGCUCUCUCCUCGUAAUCCGAUCUACGAAGAUGCCCAAACCUGCCAGAUCUCUCCUCACCCUCCAGACUGGCCUGCCUCGCACACAGCAGCAGACCUGCACCGCUCCACCCCCGCCCAUCAAGCUCCCUCCACUUGCCCCGGGAUCGGGCCCGCAACUGCCACCACAGUGACCUCCACCGCGGCCACCCCUGCUGAUCCUCCCAGCGUCACCGCCCUGACUGCGCCUGCAUUCUCUGCCACCACAGCCCCACAGCAGCAGUAGCCAGUUAACCCGGAUGUCAGGUCUCAGGAGAGGAAGUAUGACUGUUUGCCUGGUCAGUGUCCUUCCUCAAACAUGUAGCCCGAUCACAACACACAACCUCAGACCUUUUGUAUAUAGGCUUCUUUCUUUGUGUUUUCAUAUAUACGGGUGUCUGUGUGUGAGAGAAUGUGUGUGCAUGUGCAUUGGUGGCUGUUUUGCACGUGUGUUGUUAUGUGUUUUCUCUCUGCAGAGACUCUGAUGCUGGUUAUUCCAGGGUUUACAGCAACAUAUACUGUUGCUAAUGCUAUUAUAUGAUCACGUUGUUUACUGCACAGUGGAGGCAAGAUAUGCUCAGCCUGGCCCCUCAUGCCUCAGCUGGCACAUCCUCUAUUAGAUUUGCCUUUUGAACUGUAUAUAUAUAUCACAGCCGGGAACUGUGUAUGUAAGGACGACACUUCUCCAUUUCCUCACACUGUACUAUAAUGAAGCCAAAUAUCUUUGACAAAAGCGCUGCUAUCUUGUGCUGGUGACGUCAUUUGGAGACAAAGUCUGUGCAGUAGCAACAGUGGAUAAAGCCCUGGCAUCAGAGGAUCAUAGUCCUGAUGACGCACCCGUGUCUCACCUGUUUCACAACUGUGUCACAUCUGUGUCACACCCGUGUCACAUCCGUGUCAAACUGUGUCAAACUGUCAAUAAUCCAAUCCAAUUAUUAGGAAACGGCUGCUACACCGACUCCAGAAGUGUUUUGUGGACUCAAACACUUCACUCCCCCCCCCCC